Molecule: messenger RNA, 438 nt
Organism: Branchiostoma belcheri (Belcher's lancelet)
Lineage: Eukaryota; Metazoa; Chordata; Leptocardii; Amphioxiformes; Branchiostomatidae
Product: CKLF-like MARVEL transmembrane domain-containing protein 4
Exons: 4
Coding region: 1-438 (145 amino acids)
Cellular component (GO): membrane
Source: RefSeq, a predicted model, not a curated record
AUGGCUGGAAUACUAGCCCUUGUAGCGUUCAUAGUUGCGGAGGCAGCGAGUUGCAGUUUCGGGUGCGGCCGGGGAGCCUUCUCGUUCUUCGAGUUUGUCACCAUCACCUCCUUCCUGGUGGUUCUUGUCAUUUUCCUCUGCAUGGUCACGACAGCGUACCAAAAAGUCACCAUAGUCCACUGGCCCCUCACGGAGCUGAUCACAUGUAUAGUGUGCGUUCUGGCGUAUCUGAUUGCCUCCAGUGUUCUGGCAGCUAAUGUUAAUGACGGGGCGGGUGGUGGUGCAGUGGGCUUUGGUUUCUUGUCCCUGCUGGCAUUCGUAGCCGGAGGGUACUUUGCAUUCCGAGAGUGGCAGGACGAGGCGAGGCCGCGUCUUCCCGUGAACAGGAGGGGGAACUACGUGCCGGCGGAGGAAAAUGAGGAGAACGAAGACUUGUAA